AUGCGACGCUUCCUACCGCGAUGGCUCCAGCGAGCGCCGACGCCGUCGCCCAAGGCCAGCGGUCCAUCCUCGACGGUCGAUACGACCGAGGCAGUCGUCGUCAACUUUGUCGGACUCGUCAUCGUCCAGGGCGCGACCGAGCAGCGUCAACUGCGCUACGACAUGGAGCUCAUCGUGCCCGAGACGCGGCGAAAGACGCAGUGCUCCAAGCGCUACAGCCAGUUUGUCGCGCUCCGCAAUGCGCUUCUGUCGCAGAUACAGGCGGCGUGCGCCUGCCGUCGCUGCGCAGCGGUGCGCACGGCGCUCAAGGCGGUCCCGUUUCCAUCGCGACGAUGGCCGGCGCGCGUGGGACACAUGUCGGAGCGAGCGUUGCCGCUCGAGCGCUUCUUGCAGCACGUGCUCGAUGUGGCGCUGGCGUACCCCGGCUGUGCCCGCUCCAAGAAAGGCUUUCACGACACGACGAGCCAUUUCAUCGGUGCCCCGGUGUGCAAGAUCCAGCCGACGCAUGCGCUGGACUUUCGCACUUCGCUGCGGUCGCUUCUCGUCUUGACACAGCUCGAGGUAGCUCUGCCUACGAGCUUAGCGCCAGAGAGCGACGCGUCAUGUGCCCACGAAGUGAUAGAGGCUACUGCGAGCGCCGAGAGCGACGCCGCGGCCGACGUCACGACAACAAGCCCACCGACACCACUCCAAGACACUUGCUCGUGUGACGCGGCGGCGUCGAUACUCUGCGCUGCGCAGGCCACAGAAUCGGACGCUGAUGAGACACUUGCGCUCGCGAUCCCGUCGAACCAAGCCGAAUGA
Molecule: messenger RNA, 804 nt
Organism: Saprolegnia diclina VS20
Lineage: Eukaryota; Oomycota; Saprolegniomycetes; Saprolegniales; Saprolegniaceae
Exons: 1
Coding region: 1-804 (267 amino acids)
Molecular function (GO): phosphatidylinositol binding
Source: RefSeq, a predicted model, not a curated record